Bombina bombina (fire-bellied toad) is the source of this 1143-nucleotide messenger RNA. RefSeq names its product forkhead box E1 (gene FOXE1). The coding region runs from base 1 to 1143 and encodes 380 amino acids. Lineage: Eukaryota; Metazoa; Chordata; Amphibia; Anura; Bombinatoridae. The record is from RefSeq and is a predicted model, not a curated record. Gene Ontology annotation, molecular function: DNA-binding transcription factor activity, RNA polymerase II-specific; RNA polymerase II cis-regulatory region sequence-specific DNA binding. Gene Ontology annotation, biological process: anatomical structure morphogenesis; regulation of transcription by RNA polymerase II; cell differentiation. The transcript has a single exon.
AUGACCGCAGAAAGCCAGCAAUCUCCAUCUACAGCUACCUCGGCUGGGACAAGUCUGCAACAGGCCAGUAACUUUACCAUGCCAGUGGUCAAAGUAGAGAAGGAUCCAGCAACAGAUUCCAGUGUUUCUGUAGAUCAGCCAGAAACAGACGACACACCCAAGGGACGGAGAAGAAAAAGACCCCUGCAGAGAGGAAAACCCCCAUACAGUUACAUAGCCCUCAUAGCUAUGGCCAUCGCACAUUCCUCUGAUCGCAAACUGACCUUAGGUGGCAUCUACAAAUUUAUUACUGAGAGGUUCCCCUUUUAUAGGGACAAUUCGAAAAAAUGGCAGAACUCCAUCAGACACAACCUUACCCUUAAUGACUGUUUCAUAAAAAUCCCUAGGGAGCCAGGGAGGCCUGGGAAAGGCAACUACUGGGCAUUAGAUCCAAAUGCAGAAGACAUGUUUGACAGCGGAAGUUUCCUCAGGAGGAGAAAAAGGUUCAAGAGGACUGACCUCACCACCUACCCUUCCUACCUACACGACACAAGUAUGUUCCCAGCUUUACAAGUUGCAAGACCAACUUACCCCAACUCUGUGUAUUCCAACAUGACCAUGAACCCCAGCUAUGGCCAACAAAUCACCCCUCAUUCUUCAGUCUACUACCCAUCUUCUUCACCUGCCUUCAGCUCUGGUCAGUCUCGGGUAUUUAGCAUCAAUACAUUAAUAGGACAUUCCAGUAGUUCUGAACAUUCUCAACAGGGGAACAGGUCUAUCAGCCCAGACGUUAAUCCCUCCAGCACCAGCUCAUGCACCUAUGGUGGUGCUAAUUAUAAUAGCCAAGUCGGGGGAGGCUCUGUGCUGCCGAGAGCAGCCAACCCAGUUGCCUACCCGUACUCAGUUCCCAAUGGGCAUCUGCAAAUGAAUCAAAAUUCCUACACGCAUGGUAACAGCCAAUUGUUUGGAGCAUCUAGCAGGCUACCCAUGCCCACAUCACCCGCACUAAAUAGUGACACUAUGGAUUUUUAUGGGAGAAUGUCUCCAGGCCAAUAUACCUCACUCACUACAUACAACAGCAAUGGCCAGCUGGGUGGAACAAAUGCUUAUCUCAGACAUGCCACAUAUUCUGGGAAUAUGGAGAGGUUUGUAUCUGCAGUUUGA